This is a messenger RNA of Caenorhabditis remanei, 1086 nucleotides long. RefSeq lists its product as uncharacterized. Lineage: Eukaryota; Metazoa; Nematoda; Chromadorea; Rhabditida; Rhabditidae. The transcript has 3 exons. Gene Ontology annotation, molecular function: protein binding. The record is from RefSeq and is a predicted model, not a curated record. Gene Ontology annotation, biological process: embryo development. Bases 1 to 1086 code for a protein of 361 amino acids.
AUGAAACUAUUGAGGUUUCCAUCUCUUGCCCAGCAGAAAAUAUUUGAAUUGAUGGGAUUCCACUCACUUUUGAUUUUAUCCUUCUGCUCCAAACGAAUCAAAUAUUUGAUUCAAUCACUUCAAAGAUACCGAUGGAAAGACAUCAAAUUUGUCAAUUAUUCGUUUGUUGAACUAGAGGAAAUUCACAUUACUGUUGGAUUUGACAUCAAAUCUGAAAGAAUAUACUUAUUUCCGUACAAAGGUCUGGUCACAAAUCCAAUGAGAGUGUUUGGAAUGGAUCCGGAGGUCUCAUGCAGUUUUGAUACAAGGUUAUGCGGAUCAAAAUAUACCUACAAUACAGAGGAGAAGCAACGUGUUGUGCAAGGAAUUCAUGACUACCUGUACCAAUUUUUUGGAUCGUCAAUUGAUUAUGAGGUUGAAUCCAUGGAAACUCAUCUGCCACCUAGUCUGAAAAAUAUCAACAGCAGCCGCAUCAAAGUACCUGAAAACACGACAGCGGAUGAGUUGGAAGCAUGUUUCACCGCUUCGCCAAACCAGGAAUACAUUGAAAUUGGCGGACAUUUCACAGGAAAUUUAUGUCCAAACUCAGUAAUUCUUGGAACUGAAUACUUGAGAAUCUAUUGUUCCGGUAUGCACGGAGAUGACAUUUUGCUUCGUUUCAGGGGCAAACGACUCGAUGUCCGACAAACGAAUUUUCACGACUCGACUAUCGUUUGUCUCCUGAAUGAUUGGAGAACGAACAAAAAGUUUGAAAACUUAAAGUCUCUCCUAAUCAAUUCUUAUGAGUAUAAAAAUUACGACGCUGUAAAACUGUUGCAAGAUGUGGGCAUCAAAAAAAUGAGUCAAUCAGAAGGUAUUCUCCGUCUGACAUGGCAAAUGAGGUUGCUAUAUUCAACCUUUCUCAAUUUUCCAAGACCUCCACACAGGAAGUGGAUCCCAAGUGCUUUCGAAUCUCGUGACUACUUGAUAAGAGACGGUGAUGGAGAAAAGGCCUCUGUUUUCAUAGAAGAUCAUUACGUUUGUUUUGCUGUUUGGAAUGGGAGUUCAUGUGUUACGAAUCAUACCUCCGAUAAACCGAAUUAUUGA